UCUGAAUUUUGAUCACUGAGCAGAUACUGAUCAUAUUCAAGCAGCUAUAUAACAACCAAGUCUCUUGUCUGUGUGAGUUUGUUGCCGCCAAAUUACUUUCAACCAGAUGUCAAAUCAAAGGCUCUAAUUUUCUUGAACUUUAUUACAAUGGAGUCCUGACACACCUGAGACACUAGGUGACAUCUGUUCCUCCCCGAAGAGACGCAGGCUGAAAACCAGACGAUCACAUUCACCUUCCAAACCAAACUAAACCAAACUAGACGAAAUGUCUUGAGUGAGUCCAGCUACAGGACAGAAGAGUGAAACUACAACCUGCCGACGCUCCACAUACUUACCCUUCACCUGGAGACUCAAUGGCUUCCAGAUUAGAAGAGGAUCUCUGCUGUCCAGUCUGCCGUGAUGUCUUCAUAGAUCCUGUCAUUCUGUCAUGUAGUCACAGCUUCUGUAAAGUCUGUGUGAAGACCUGGUGGAAAGGCAAAGAAGUAAAACUGUGUCCACUUUGUAAGAGAAGAUCUUCAAGGUCAGAACCACCUGUUAGCCUGGUGAUAAAGAACCUGUGUGAGGCCUUCUUACAGGAGAGAGAUCAGAGGUCUUCACAUAUUCUCUGCAGUCUGCACUCAGAGAAGCUCAGACUCUUCUGUCUGGACCAUCAGGAGCCAGUGUGUCUCGUCUGCCGAGAUUCAGAAAAACACGCCGACCACAGAUUUAGACCCAUCGAUGAAGCUGCACAACAACCCAAGAAGCAGCUUCAGGAAACUCUGGAGCCCUUGAAGAAGAAGUUACAGUGUUUGGAACGUGUUAAAGCAGAGUUUGAACAAACAGCAGAACACAUUAAGCUCCAGGCCCGACACACAGAGAGGCAGAUCAAGGAGCAGUUUAAAAACCUUCAUAAGUUUCUGGAGGAGGAAGAGGCGGCCAGGAUGGCUGCACUGAGGGAGGAAGAGGAGCAGAAGAGUCGAAUGAUGAAGGAGAAGAUUGAGGCUCUGAGCAGAGACAUAACAGCUCUUUCAGACUCAAUCAGAACCACAGAGGACGAGCUGAGAGCUGAAGACGUCUCGAUCCUGCUCAACUACAAGGCUGCAGUGGAACGAGUCCAGCAGCGCCCCCUGCUGGAUGACCCACAGCUGGCGUCAGGAGCUCUGAUAGACAAGGCCAAACAUCUGGGCAACUUGAGCUUCAACAUCUGGAACAAGAUGAAGGACAUGGUCUCCUACAGUCCUGUGGUUCUGGACCCAAACUCUGCACAUCCAGUACUCGCCCUGUCUGAAGAUCUGACCAGUUUGAGAGGAGUAGAGAAACAGAAGCUUCCUGACAAUCCAGAGAGGUUUGAUCAUUUCUUCUCAGUCCUGGGGUCUGAGGGUUUUAACUCAGGGACUCACAGCUGGGACGUCCUGGUUGGAGACAGUAUUUACUGGUUACUGGGUGUGAGAGCAGAGCCUGUCCAGAGGAAAGGAGACAUACUGUCUGGAUCAUGGGGUGUAUGGUUCUAUGAAGGUGAAUACUCAGCAUGGUCACCAUCAACAUCAUCUGUUCUCUCUGUGCAGAAGAUCAAGAGGAUCAGAGUGAAACUGGACUGGAACAGAGGAGAACUGUCGUUCUCGGAUCUCGAUACUAACAAACACAUUCACACCUUCACAGACACUUUCACUCAAAAGAUGUUUCCAUUCUUUCACAUGAGAGAUCACAUGAAGCUGUUACCUGUGAAUGUCUCUGUGACGCUGGAUCAGAGCAGUUAGAGAUAAAAGAUUUUAU
Messenger RNA from Limanda limanda (common dab), 1752 nucleotides. RefSeq names its product nuclear factor 7, brain-like. NCBI's taxonomy places the organism in Eukaryota, Metazoa, Chordata, Actinopteri, Pleuronectiformes, Pleuronectidae. The record is from RefSeq and is a predicted model, not a curated record. The coding region runs from base 354 to 1736 and encodes 460 amino acids. Gene Ontology annotation, molecular function: protein binding; zinc ion binding. The transcript is spliced from 2 exons.